UUUCAACAGCUACUGUCUUCGUUUACUGAUAAAGAACUCUUGGCAUAUGCAAAAGCUGGAGCAGUAGCUGAAGAGGUCUUAGCAGCCAUCAGAACUGUGAUUGCUUUUGGAGGACAAGAGAAAGAACUUGAAAGGUACAACAAAAACUUAGAAGAAGCUAAAAGAAUUGGGAUCAAGAAAGCUAUCACGGCCAACAUUUCUAUUGGUGCUGCUUUCCUGUUGAUCUAUGCAUCAUAUGCUCUGGCAUUCUGGUAUGGGACCUCCUUGGUCCUCUCCCAAGAAUAUACUAUUGGAAAAGUACUCACUGUCUUCUUUUCUGUAUUAAUCGGGGCUUUUAGUAUUGGACAGGCAUCUCCAAGCAUUGAAGCAUUUGCAAACGCAAGAGGAGCCGCUUACGAAAUCUUCAAGAUAAUUGACAAUAAGCCACGCAUUGACAGCUAUUCAAAGAAUGGACAUAAACCAGAUAAUAUUAAGGGAAAUUUGGAAUUCAAAAAUGUUCACUUCAGUUACCCAUCUCGAAAGGAAGUUAAGAUCUUGAAGGGCCUCAACCUGACGGUGGAGAGUGGGCAGACAGUGGCGCUGGUUGGGAACAGCGGCUGCGGGAAAAGCACAGCGGUGCAGCUAAUGCAAAGGCUCUACGACCCCACAGACGGCACGGUCUGUAUUGAUGGACAGGACAUUAGGGCCAUCAAUGUAAGGUACCUUCGGGAAAUUAUUGGUGUGGUGAGUCAGGAACCUGUGCUGUUUGCCACCACGAUAGCUGAAAACAUUCGCUAUGGCCGCGAGAAUGUCACCAUGGAAGAGAUUGAGAAAGCUGUUAAGGAAGCCAACGCCUAUGACUUUAUCAUGAAACUACCCAAUAAAUUUGACACCCUGGUUGGAGAGAGAGGGGCCCAGCUGAGUGGCGGACAGAAGCAGAGGAUCGCCAUCGCUCGGGCCCUGGUUCGAAACCCCAAGAUCCUCCUGCUGGACGAGGCCACGUCAGCCCUGGACACUGAAAGCGAAGCAGUGGUUCAGGUGGCCCUGGAUAAGGCCAGAAAAGGCCGGACCACCAUUGUGAUAGCUCAUCGUUUGUCUACAGUUCGUAAUGCUGAUGUCAUCGCUGGCUUUGAUGAUGGAGUCAUUGUGGAGAAAGGAAAUCAUGAUGAACUCAUGAAAGAGAAGGGCAUUUAUUUCAAACUCGUCACAAUGCAGACAAGAGGAAAUGAAAUUGAAUUAGAAAAUGCAAUUAGUGAAUCCAAAAGUGAAAUUGAUGCCUUGGAAAUGCCUCCAAAAGACUCAGGAUCCAGUUUAAUAAGGAGAAGAUCAACUCGCAAGAGUAUACAUGCCCCACAAGGCCAGGACAGAAAGCUUGGGACAGAAGAGGACUUGAAUGAAAAUGUACCUCCAGUUUCCUUCUGGAGGAUUCUGAAGCUGAAUAUAACUGAAUGGCCUUAUUUUGUGGUUGGUAUAUUUUGUGCUAUCAUAAAUGGAGGCCUGCAACCAGCCUUUUCAGUAAUAUUCUCAAGGAUUAUAGGGGUUUUUACCAGAAAUGAGGAACUUGAAACAAAAAGACAGAAUAGUAAUAUGUUUUCUUUAUUGUUUCUAGUCCUUGGAAUUAUUUCUUUUAUUACAUUCUUUCUUCAGGGCUUCACGUUUGGCAAAGCCGGGGAGAUCCUCACCAAGCGACUCCGGUACAUGGUUUUCAGAUCGAUGCUGAGACAGGAUGUGAGCUGGUUUGAUGACCCUAAAAACACCACUGGAGCAUUGACGACUAGGCUUGCCAAUGACGCUGCUCAAGUUAAAGGGGCUAUAGGUUCCAGGCUCGCUGUAAUUACCCAGAAUAUAGCAAAUCUUGGGACAGGCAUUAUUAUAUCCUUAAUCUAUGGCUGGCAGUUAACACUUUUACUCUUAGCCAUCGUACCCAUCAUUGCAAUAGCGGGAGUUGUUGAAAUGAAAAUGUUGUCUGGACAAGCACUGAAAGAUAAGAAAGAACUGGAAGGUGCUGGGAAGAUUGCUACUGAAGCAAUUGAAAACUUCCGAACUGUUGUUUCUUUGACCCGGGAACAGAAGUUUGAAUACAUGUAUGCACAGAGUUUGCAAGUCCCGUACAGAAACUCUUUGAGGAAAGCACACAUCUUCGGGAUCUCAUUUUCCAUCACCCAGGCAAUGAUGUAUUUUUCCUACGCCGGCUGUUUCCGGUUUGGUGCCUACCUGGUGGCCACCGGCUCCAUGAACUUUCCGGAUGUUCUGUUGGUAUUCUCAGCUAUUGUCUUUGGUGCCAUGGCAGUGGGGCAGGUCAGUUCAUUUGCUCCUGACUAUGCCAAAGCCAAAGUAUCAGCAGCCCACGUCAUCAUGAUCAUCGAAAAAACCCCUCUGAUUGACAGCUACAGCACUGGAGGCCUCCAGCCGAAUACGUUGGAAGGAAACGUGACAUUUAAUGAAGUCGUGUUCAACUAUCCCACUCGACCAGACAUCCCCGUGCUGCAGGGGCUGAGCCUCAAGGUGAAGAAGGGCCAGACGCUGGCGCUGGUGGGCAGCAGCGGCUGUGGGAAGAGCACGGUGGUCCAGCUCCUUGAGCGGUUUUAUGACCCCUUGGCUGGUACAGUGCUGAUUGACGGUGAGGAGAUAAAGAACCUGAAUGUCCAAUGGCUCCGAGCCCACCUGGGCAUUGUGUCCCAGGAGCCCAUCCUGUUCGACUGCAGCAUUGCGGAGAACAUCGCCUACGGAGACAACAGCCGGGUCGUGUCACAGGAAGAGAUUGUGCAGGCAGCCAAGGAGGCCAACAUACACCCCUUCAUUGAGACACUCCCUGAUAAAUACAACACCAGAGUAGGAGACAAAGGAACCCAGCUCUCUGGGGGCCAGAAGCAACGCAUUGCCAUAGCUCGCGCCCUUGUUCGGCAGCCUCACAUUUUACUUCUGGAUGAAGCUACGUCAGCUCUGGAUACAGAAAGUGAAAAGGUUGUCCAAGAAGCCCUGGACAAAGCCAGAGAAGGCCGCACCUGCAUCGUGAUCGCGCACCGCCUGUCCACCAUCCAGAACGCAGACUUAAUAGUGGUGUUUCAGAACGGCAAGGUCAAGGAGCACGGCACGCAUCAACAGCUGCUGGCUCAGAAAGGCAUCUACUUUUCCAUGGUCAGUGUCCAGGCUGGAGCAAAGCGCUAG
Messenger RNA from Enhydra lutris kenyoni (northern sea otter), 3147 nucleotides. Its product is annotated as multidrug resistance protein 1. Gene Ontology annotation, biological process: transmembrane transport. Gene Ontology annotation, cellular component: membrane. Gene Ontology annotation, molecular function: ATP binding; ATP hydrolysis activity; ABC-type transporter activity. The annotation marks the transcript as partial. The transcript is spliced from 21 exons. NCBI's taxonomy places the organism in Eukaryota, Metazoa, Chordata, Mammalia, Carnivora, Mustelidae. The record is from RefSeq and is a predicted model, not a curated record.